AUGGAGAACCCAUUUGGGGAAGUUGACGCGAUUCAAGACUUCAAAUGUGUGAGUGGUCCUGCCGAUGGGGUGGUUUCAUUCCAACUUCCACCUCUUGGCCCCAUUGUUUCCAACUAUCCAGAAAUGACCGCCGACGAGGUCGCCAGCAUACACAACGCUUCCGAGACUGACAAAAAGAUCAAGGAAUCGGGUCCAGACAACUUUGACAAUGAUCGAGAUCUUGAUGCCGAAGAGAAACAUAGCAAUGGAGAAUCCCACCAACUACCAGAGUUGCAGCGGAGACUCAAGAGCCGACACCUGCAGAUGAUUGCAAUGGGCGGUGCGAUAGGAACGGGUCUUUUCAUCGGUACAGGAACAGCGAUCGCCACGGCCGGACCAGUCGGCGCUUUGAUCGCCUACAUUUUUGUUGGAUCGAUUGUCUAUUCCGUCAUGACCGCACUGGGUGAGGUCGCUACCUACCUUCCUAUUCCAGGAGCCUUUGCGACAUAUGCCAACCGUAUCGUGGACCCAAGUCUGGGCUUUGCGAUGGGCUGGAUCUACUGGUUUUCGUGGGCAUCAACAUUUGCCCUCGAAUUGACAGCUACUGGCCUUAUCAUCCAAUUCUGGGAUGACCAAAUCCCAAUGGCGAUUUUUAUUGCCAUUUUUUGGGUGGUGAUCAUAAUAAUCAACAUGUUUCCAGUCAGUUUCUAUGGUGAAGCUGAGUUCUGGCUUUCCAGCAUCAAGAUCAUUACCGUCGUCGGAUUCAUGAUCUUCGCUAUCUGCAUGAAUGCUGGAGUCGGCAAGGAGGGCUACAUAGGAUUCAGGUACUGGGUUCAUCCAGGUCCUUUCAUUCCUUAUCUCCUCGAUAACCCCCAUCAAGACGCGUUAGCCAAGUUCGUCGGAUUCUGGGCCAUUCUUAUCAAGGCCGGGUUUUCCUAUCAAGGAACUGAGCUUGUCGGUAUCGCCGCUGGUGAGACCGCCAACCCCCGCAAGAAUGUGCCGUCGGCAAUUCGCAAGACUUUCUUCCGAAUCGUGUUCUUCUUUAUCUUCACGGUCUUCUUCGUUGGCAUUGUUGUACCAUCGGAUGACAAGCGCCUUACCUCCGACAGUAGCGGUGCUGAUGCAAACGCAUCUCCAUUCGUCAUCGCUGCACGAAGGGCCGGUGUUAAUGCCUUGCCGAGUAUCAUCAACGCGGUCUUACUGACUGUCGUUCUCUCUGCUGCGAAUUCAAACGUUUACAGCGGCAGUCGAAUUUUAGUGGGACUAGCUAAUGAGAGCUUCGCCCCCCGCAUUUUCGCAAAAACAACCAAAGGGGGUGUGCCGUACGCCAGCGUCGCCUUCACAGGGCUUUUCGGCCUACUUGGUUUCUUAAAUCUGUCAAACGCCGGAGCUACUGUCUUCAACUGGCUGAUGCAAAUCGCUGGUUUGGCCGGAUUUAUUACCUGGGCUUCACUGAAUAUCAUUCAUCUGGGGUUCAUGAGAGCAUUGAAAGCGCGAGGUAUAUCCCGCGACACUCUUCCCUACAAGGGUACCUGGCAGCCAUACUUCUCGUGGUAUGGGCUGUUUUUCAACAUCCUCAUCAUCCUAACUCAAGGAUUCACUGCUUUCGUUCCGAAAUUCAGUGUCACAACCUUUUUCAUCAAUUAUCUCAGUCUCAUAUUGUUUGCGGUCCUGUACAUCGGCCACAAGAUUGCUUUCCGUACAGAAUUCGUCAAGCCAAUUGAUGCUAACAUUGAGACCGGUCGGUGUGAGGAUUGA
Penicillium brevicompactum is the source of this 1737-nucleotide messenger RNA. RefSeq lists its product as uncharacterized. NCBI's taxonomy places the organism in Eukaryota, Fungi, Ascomycota, Eurotiomycetes, Eurotiales, Aspergillaceae. The transcript has 2 exons. Gene Ontology annotation, biological process: amino acid transmembrane transport. Gene Ontology annotation, molecular function: amino acid transmembrane transporter activity. Gene Ontology annotation, cellular component: membrane. The coding region runs from base 1 to 1737 and encodes 578 amino acids. The record is from RefSeq and is a predicted model, not a curated record.